AUGCCGCCUUCCUCGAAGCAGCGGCCUUUCGCGACGACCGCCGCCGACUCGACGCAGCUCUCCGCUUCCAGCGGUGCCGGCCGUUCACCUUCCGAGUCGACGGAUCUCAACAACUAUGGCAAUAAUAUGUACUUGAACCCUGAAGCCGGCUUCGACGACGAUCACCGAACGGGCACUGGCCCAGCUGGCGACGCCGUCAUUGCGCCGGCCGGUCUCGUUCAACCGAUCGGGUCAAACCAGCCGUCGAUGAUCCUGUUCGACCCUAGGGCAUCUCCUCUCUCGGAUGACGAUGAUUCGGAUGGUGAAGGAUCGAAUCCCAGGCCAAAGAAGCGCAAGAGUCAAGGCAACCUUCGCUCAACGGCAUCGAUGCAGAGUCUCAAGUCCGCGGCGGGCGAUGACCAGGACAAGUCACGGCGCAAGAUUCAGAUCGAAUACAUCGAGGAGAAGAGCAAGCGGCACAUCACUUUUUCGAAGCGGAAAGCCGGUAUCAUGAAAAAGGUUAGUUGCUACACUCCAGUGUCGUUGAUGCAAGCAUUGCAUAGACCGCCGGACGAUUGCACAGUCUUAGCUCCGAUCAUAAAGUUCAGUGACUGACCCCACUCACCCGCCCGCCCAAUCUUCACGCGCGCCUGCACCCGCGCCCGCGCCCACGCCCACGCCCACGGUGCCUGCCUACCGCUCAACCUCGGCCUCACCCGUCGCACGGACCAUCGGUUCAAACUUGCUUUCGAUCAUCACUAGGCAUACGAACUCUCGACUCUUACCGGGACUCAAGUCUUGUUGCUUGUGGUAUCCGAGUCAGGCUGGGUCUAUACAUUCACCACCGACAAGUUCAAGCCGCUGGUCAAGGAGGAUGAGAAUGGCCAGCUAUCGCAGGGGCAAAAGUUGAUCGCCGCAUGCUUAGUCAGUCGCUCGGGAUAGGGGAGGGCACGAAGACUCACCCACUAAUGCAGAAUUUGUUCUUUCUUCCCCCUUCCACUAUCUCGUCACAGGAGGCCAAAGACUCGGGAUCACCUCCGCUCCCCUCGCACCCGAGCUAUCAACCGACAUCUAGUGGCAACUUUGAGGCCAACUCGGCCACCCACGGCGGUCAGAUCGCACUCAAGGCCAACCCGAGAAUCAGCAGUCAGAGUCGACCCAUUGUCUCGAACCGCCGCGUGUCGUCAAAGGGACGAAACCAUAUCCCGACAGCGAUCCGGAUCGGCCACGAUCCGAAUGUGCCUCCUGUGCCGCACCUCCCGACGCCGAUGACGAGCGGUGGGAAUGGCGGAAGCUACAUGGACCAACCUUUGACCUCGCCGAUAUCCCCUCACGGUCCUAGAGCACUCAGCCAUCCUCCACCUAGUCCGGCCGGCAGGGGCAUGCAUCACAUGCAGCAGCAGCAGGCCCAGGCGAUGCUCGGUGCGGGCCAUCGACCGAGCCAGAGCGACUACGCCGACAUGUUCCAACGCGCCGAGGGUAUGCACAUGGGUGCAUCGUCAUACGAUCCAUAUGGCUCUGUGAGUAUAUGCGCUACCGACGGUCGAUUAGUAUCCAGAUGGUGAACUGACUUGGAGACAUCCUUCUACCUCGCCCUUGUACAGUCAAACCCCAACAUGCCCUUGAGCAUGGGCUACGGAGGCCACCCGGGAGCUCACCCGAUGUCCGAUUCUGCGUACGAGCUAUACGGCGGCCACUACACUCACCAACCCGAGACGUACCAACAAUCAGGUACACUCCAACGACCAGGCAGCUUCCAAACCCGCAGCCACAGUGUCAGCUCCGCGAGCGGUCAGUCGAACGGUUAUCUCGCCAAUGAUUUCGCGAAUCGGGAUUCGCGCGCUCGGAUGGAACAGCUGUUCGGGAUGGUAGGGACACCUUGA
Microbotryum saponariae is the source of this 1862-nucleotide messenger RNA. Lineage: Eukaryota; Fungi; Basidiomycota; Microbotryomycetes; Microbotryales; Microbotryaceae. The record is from the annotation of a GenBank genome assembly.